CUUUAAUUUUAUAACGUGCUGGCAUGCUAUUUUGAUACCAAAAACAAUACAACGUUUCAAAAAUUAAAAGCUACAAUUUUACUUCGCUGUUCAUCAGAUAUCGUAGUUUUUUUUUGUCUUUUAUAGUUUAUUUAAUCUAAUUAUAGUUUUCCAACUGGAAAUUUUUAUAAGUUUCGAAACUAAGAAAAAAAAUACAUUAUUCUCGAGAUGAGCAAAAAACCGGCUGCAAAGAAAGAGGGGCAAAGCAAGGGACCUUCUGCACCAGCCAAAGACGACCAGGGCUAUUCUAAUUUUUCUGUGCCAGAAGACACUACAAAUCUGAUUUUGGUUGUGGAGAAUAAAAAACUAUACGUUCACAGAGACAUGAUGAUGGUGGAGUGUCCAGGUCUGAGAGAGAAACUGAACGCCUUGCAAGAGCAGGAUGAGUCUACAGGCAACGAGAACAGCACAAACACUCCUCCACAGACUCCCAGAGGAGGGGACCCCCAACGUCCGCAGGAAUUGGCCUUGGAGGGGGUGGAGUAUGAGAAUGUGAAGGAGAUGCUCAAGUGUCUCUAUCCGCCCAGAAAGCCAGUCACAGAUGAGAAUGUGGACUUGCUCACUUGGCUGGUGGGGGAGUGGGACAUAGACAGACUGAGGGGGGACUGUGAGGGAGUGUUGAUGAAGAGAGAGCCAGCCACUCUAGCCCUUCUCCUGCAGGCACAACAGGCAAAGCUGGAUGAUGUGUGCGAGUUUGUGGCCAAGAAGUUAGUGGAGGACAACUCGAUAGGGGAUCUGAAGAAACAGGAGGAGCAGUUUGAGCAGCUGGACUUUUCCAACCAGUCCAGACUGUACAGACAUAGAAUACUAUUCCUAGAGGACGAACAGGUCAAACUAGACGACACAGCCACUCUACUAUACCCUCUCACCAAGAUUGCCACAGAUCUGAAUCAUGUCGACGGACUUUAA
Molecule: messenger RNA, 948 nt
Organism: Symsagittifera roscoffensis
Lineage: Eukaryota; Metazoa; Xenacoelomorpha; Acoela; Convolutidae
Exons: 5
Coding region: 208-948 (246 amino acids)
Molecular function (GO): protein binding
Source: RefSeq, a predicted model, not a curated record